AGCGCUUGGGAAAUUCCAUUAAACAGUGCUCGUCAUCGAGAGAAAGAAAUCGGUUUGAAACCUUACUCACAACAAACUUACUCAUAGAUAUUCUUCAAUAUGAUAAAAAACAUCGAAAAUCACAGUUUAUACGAUCAGAAGAAACCAACGAAACCUAGAACGUUGCUUCUGGAGUUAAAUCAGAAUGGAUUAAAGAUGAAGCCUCCUAUCAUCAACUCGCCCGAUCUUCAGAUGCUGAAAUUAGCCUCACCAGAAGUUGAAAAGCUCCUAAAUCUGAACGGCAUAACAACAACACCAACUCCAACAACAUCUAUACUAUUCCCUCCGAAACCUGCCACCGAAGAAGAAGAGGAAUACGCUAAAGGCUUCGUUGAGGCCCUGAACAGUGUCUACGCCCAGCGUGGAGGUCAACCGAAAUUUUUGCCUACUCCAACUGGAGCAAAGAAUGUCGCUAAUACCGUUCCAACAGAAAUAAAAAGGGAAAAUCCUACGCCCAUUCCAACAUGCGUCUCUUCCCCACCCGUUUCCCCAGUUAACAUGGACAACCAAGAAAAAUUGAAGAUAGAACACAAAAGAGAAAGAAAUCGUAUCGCCGCCAGAAAGUGCCGAUUUAGAAAAUUGGAAAGGAUUGAAAAUCUCGAAGGAAAAGUUAAAGAAUUAAAGAACAUUAAUGCAAAGUUGUCCGAAUCUUCUAAUCAACUAAAGGAACAGGUAUCUAGAUUGAAGCAUCAAAUCUCCCAACACAUUCAUCGGGGGUGUACUAUUACGAUAAAUCCGACGCUAUUGCAAUGAACAAUUAUAAAACUCUUCUUUUUUUUUUGUUUUCUCUCUUUUUGGUUUCCGAACUGAUUUAAAAAAUAUGUAUGUUACGUAUCUACAUCUUUUGUUUUUAUAGUUCCGUUUUACUUUCUUAUAAAUGCUUUACUUAUGAAUUUGUUUUUGCUUACAAUAGAAAAAGAAAC
This is a messenger RNA of Dimorphilus gyrociliatus, 962 nucleotides long. Lineage: Eukaryota; Metazoa; Annelida; Polychaeta; Dinophilidae. The record is from the annotation of a GenBank genome assembly.